UGCUAAUAGUUGUCUCUCCCUGUUGUUCGAUUCUGUGGGUUGAUCUUGGUGUUUCAGUUUUCAGUCGUCUCUUCUUCACUCUGCCUGCAUCUUUCUCUUUCGCUCUUCAGCUUUUCCCCUUCGAUUUACUCUUAUCUUUCUUUAACUACCAUAUAAACAAUACUAUGGCGAGCGGUCAUGUGACUAAGCGAGCUAAGUAUAAGACCACUAUCAAGGAUCCUGGAACUCCCGGUACUCUUAGAAUGACGUUAGAGAAAAUUUUAUUUGUACCUCAUAACCCUAAAUCAGCCGUGAAGCUUGAUGUCGAAUUUCAAUACAUCAAAGGUCAAAAGCAUACAAAGGAGGGGUCGAACAAGCCACCGUGGCUUAACCUUACUAACAAUCAGAAUGGGAGUUUCAUCUUUGAGUUUGAAAAUUAUUCAGAUCUCCAAGAUUGUCGAGAUUUUGUGGGGAAAGUUCUUGCAAAGGGUGGAGAAGUUUCUGAAAAGCCUUCUGUUGCAUAUCCUGAUGAACAACUCAGUGCCGCUGAAAUGGAGCUACGUAUUAAGUUAUUACAGGAAGAUAGUGAACUGCAGAAACUUCACAAGCAAUUUGUGCUUAGUGGUGUCCUCACAGAAGCUGAGUUUUGGGCAACACGGAAGAAGUUACUGGAUAGAGAGGCCAGUAAAAAGACAAAACAGAGGCUGGGUUUUAAAAGUGCGAUGAUUUCUGACAUCAAGCCAUCAGCUGAUGGUCGGACAAACAAAGUCACAUUUAAUUUAACCCCAGAGAUCAUUCUUCAAAUUUUUGCCGAGAAGCCAGCUGUUCAUCGUGCAUUCUUAAGUUAUGUUCCUAACAAGAUGUCAGAAAGGAAUUUCUGGACCAAAUAUUUUAGAGCAGAAUACCUACAUAGUACGAAAAACAGUAUUGCUGCUGCAGCCGAGGCUGCUGAAGAUGAGGAGCUUGCUGUUUUUCUAAAGCAGGAUGACAUAUUGGCAAGUGAAGCGCGGAGGAAGAUCCGUCGGGUUGACCCAACUCUGGACAUGGAGGCUGACGAGGGUGAUGAUUAUACACAUCUUCCUGAUCAUGGACUCUUUCGCGAUGGUAAUAAGGAAAUGGCAGAAUCACAAAAUGAGCUAUACAAAAGAACUCUAUCCCAGGAUAUUAACCGGCAUGCUGCAGUUGUUCUCGAGGGAAGAACUGUAGAUGUGGAGUUGGAAGACACAAAGGCUGUAGCAGAAGCACUUGCUCAGUCAAAACGGGAAUCAUCGAAGAAGGGAGAAUCUGAUGGGGAUACAAGUCGUGAGAGGUUGGAUAGGUUAUCAAGGAUGACUGAAAUAGAAGAUCUUCAGGGAUCAAAUAAUCUUCCAUUAGCACCUCUUUGCAUUAAGGAUCCUCGGGAUUAUUUUGACUCUCAACAAGCCAAUGCACUUAGAACUUCUGGAGAUGCACUUGGUGGAACUGAACAGAUAAAAUGCAGUUUGAGCAUCCCGGAGGUGUAUUGUUCUUUAAGGGCUUCUAUCUCGUUGAUCAAAGCUAUGGGUUUGAAUGAGCCUAUUGUCAAACCCGAAGUUGCUCAUCAAGUUUUUGAUGCUUUGACUUAUAGUAUCUCCAAUACUAAACAUAAUAUUGGGAAAAAUCCUCAAGAGAGUGUUCUGGACAGGCUACCAAGGAAAACUAAGGAGGACCUAUUGCAUCAUUGGACUUCAAUCAUUGAACUACUAAAACAUUUUUGGUCAUCAUAUCCUAUCACCACCUCUUACCUCUAUGCAAAGGUUAACAGACUGAAGGAUGCCAUGUCAAAUAUCUAUCCACAAUUAGAGGAGAUUAAGGGUUCUGUCCCGUCGGAGCUUCGGCAUCAGGUUUCCCUCCUUGUUCGUCCAAUGCAUCAGGCCCUAGAUGCCGCCAUUCAACAUUAUGAAGCUAGCAUGCAGAAGAGAUCCACACAGAGUGGAGAGAAACCGAAUGGAUACGUCUAGGGAAACUUUUCCAUUGUCGUAAUAUAUGUCGUCUUCUUGUACAAACCUGUAUAACCGUGGACCUGGUGCGGUCGGCGGGUGUUUUCGCGACCAGGCUCCCAAAAGGAGCCUAAGAUCAAUUUUGUUAUCGAGGGGGUUUUGGUUCAUGUCUAAACAAACAUCACAGUUGCACAUGCAA
Hibiscus syriacus is the source of this 2136-nucleotide messenger RNA. Its product is annotated as general transcription and DNA repair factor IIH subunit TFB1-1-like. Gene Ontology annotation, cellular component: transcription factor TFIIH holo complex; transcription factor TFIIH core complex. Gene Ontology annotation, biological process: nucleotide-excision repair; transcription by RNA polymerase I; transcription by RNA polymerase II. The record is from RefSeq and is a predicted model, not a curated record. The coding region runs from base 165 to 1958 and encodes 597 amino acids. The transcript is spliced from 21 exons. NCBI's taxonomy places the organism in Eukaryota, Viridiplantae, Streptophyta, Magnoliopsida, Malvales, Malvaceae.